AUGAACCCUUCCAAUCCACCCCAGGCUGCCGAAUAUGGUGGAGAUGAAGUCUCAGCCAUUGUUCUCGACCCCGGCUACUCCACCACCCGCGCUGGCUUCGCUGGUGAAGAUGCUCCCAAGUCGUUAAUUCCAACAUAUUACGGCAAGUACGACGCUGAUGGCCAGGAGAAGUUCAUCUAUGGAGAUGAUGUCUUUGUUACCCCGCGCCCCGGUCUUUCCAUCCACAACCCGAUCGGCAAGGAUGGCAUUGUUGAAGAUUGGGAUAUGGCAGAGAAAGUGUGGGAGUAUUCGUUCACUUCGCGACUCACCGGUGCGAAACCAGGCAAUCCUUUCCAGAAUGGAUUGAACGAUAUCUCCGAGGGAGAGCUUCCAACAGAGAUGGACGUGGAAUCGGAAGAGAAGCCUUUGGAAGAUAGCCCAUUGUUGAUGACCGAACCUGGAUGGAACCCGAUCAAGGCACGCGAAAAGACCAUUGAGAUUGCCAUGGAGAAAUGGGGCACCCCGGCUUUCUACCUUGCACGGAGCGGUGUGCUUGCAGCUUUUGCUUCCGGUAAAGCCUCAGCUCUCGUCGUUGAUAUUGGCGCUUCGAAUAUCUCCAUCACCCCGGUCCACGAUGGCAUGAUCCUCAAGCGAGGCGUGCAGCACUCCCCGCUCGGCGGCGAUUACAUUUCAUCCCAGAUUCGCGCACUGUUCAAGAAGAACUCCCCGCAACCCAUCACCAUCACGCCGCACUACCUGAUCAGCUCUAAGAAUCCGGUCGAGGCCGGCCAAGAACCCCAAGUCAAGUUGAAGACCUUCGCCGCCGACAAGGCGCCCGAUGCCUCGUACCGCGCCCUCCUGGAAGAGCGCACUCUCUCCGAGUUCAAGGAGUGCGUCGUCCAGGUCUGGCCCGGCCCCAACAAGCUCUCCGCCACCGGCCCCAACGGCGUGUCCAACGAAGAUGCCGCGCGCUCAUCUCCCGGUCGUCCAUUCGAGUUCCCUGACGGAUACAACCAGGUCUUUGGCGCUGAUCGCUUCCGCGUCGUGGAAUCCCUCUUCGACGCCAAGGCCGCCAUCCCUGAUCCCGAAUCUCCCUUCCCUGCCCCGACCUCCGCUCAGACCAUCGCCGAGCUGAUCAAGGCGUCCCUGAGCAAUGUGGACGUUGACAUCCGUCCCCACUUGCUGGGUAACGUUGUCGUGACUGGCGCCUCCAGUCUGCUCUACGGCUUCACUGACCGUCUGAGCCAAGAAUUGGUCGCUCAGUUCCCUGGUCCGCGUGUGCGUAUCUCGGCCCCCGGUAACACUGCUGAGCGCCGCUUCGGCUCUUGGAUCGGAGGAAGUAUCCUGGCUAGUCUGGGUACUUUCCACCAGAUGUGGAUCUCUAAGAAGGAAUACGAGGAGCACGGUGCGAACAUUGUAGAGAAGCGCUGCAAAUAA
Molecule: messenger RNA, 1416 nt
Organism: Penicillium verhagenii
Lineage: Eukaryota; Fungi; Ascomycota; Eurotiomycetes; Eurotiales; Aspergillaceae
Product: actin family protein
Exons: 3
Coding region: 1-1416 (471 amino acids)
Biological process (GO): regulation of transcription by RNA polymerase II
Cellular component (GO): NuA4 histone acetyltransferase complex; SWI/SNF complex
Molecular function (GO): chromatin binding
Source: RefSeq, a predicted model, not a curated record